AUGAUGGAUCGGAAUCUUGUGCUUCGUCAGCUACAGUACUCUGGAAUGAUGGAAACUAUCAAAAUUCGACGAAACGGCUAUCCUAUUCGUCACGAUUUUGAGCCAUUUGUCAGACGCUAUCGAGUACUGGUCAACGGAGUUGGAGCUCCCAAUCAAGUUGAAGUUCGUAGUGCUGCUGAGCAAAUCUGCAAGAAGGUGCUUGGUUCAGAAUCAGAGUUCCAGCUUGGCAAGACGAAAGUGUUUCUUAAAGAGAAGCAUGACCUCUUCUUAGAACAGGAGUACCAUCGAAUGCUGGCUUAUCGCGCCACUAUCAUCCAGAAAAAUGUUCGCGGUUGGCUGGCACGGCGAUCGUUCAUAAAGAAGAAGGAAGCGGCAACAGUGAUCCAGAAACACUGGAGGCGAUAUGAUCAGCAGAAGCGCUAUAAUCAGAUUGUAGCUGGCUUUUGUCGCCUGCAGGCGGUUCUUCGCUCGAGACAACUUGUGCUACACUACCAAACCCUUCGUCAUAGCAUCAUACAUUUCCAGGUAGAGAAAAAAAGAGUCGCUUAGGA
Molecule: messenger RNA, 551 nt
Organism: Strongylus vulgaris
Lineage: Eukaryota; Metazoa; Nematoda; Chromadorea; Rhabditida; Strongylidae
Source: the annotation of a GenBank genome assembly